Molecule: messenger RNA, 11695 nt
Organism: Coregonus sp. 'balchen'
Lineage: Eukaryota; Metazoa; Chordata; Actinopteri; Salmoniformes; Salmonidae
Source: the annotation of a GenBank genome assembly
AGUAAAGUGGAGACAGCAGCCAUUGAGACAGAGCUGCUGAGGGACUACAGGUUUGGCCAACAGCAGCUCAUAGAGAUCUGGGGGCACGCCUGUGCCAUUGCCAUCACCAAGGUAUGUACCCCUUAUCCCCAUCUUCCCUCUCCAAUAAUCACUUUUUUUGGGACCAUUCAUCCAUCAAUCCCUCCAUUCAUCCAUCCAUCCCUCUCUCCCUUCCCCAGGCUCUGAUGCUGUUCCACCUAAUAGUAUUUUAAAACCAUGCAACUUUCUAAGAGCUGGUGACAUAGGAACUGUGAAUAGAGAUUUAGGGAACACACAGGGACUGUUAUGUUCUCUGUAUUCUUGCAAAAAUAGUGAGUUUGGGUGUUUAUUUACAGUUGUGGGAGUACUGUCCCCCUCAGCAAUGCGGUGUCUCUGCUCCAUAAACCCUGAGACACAUCAGAGCCUCUGUUUCACUAUCUGGCCUGAUUGCCUGAUGAGAGACUGAUCUGCUCAGCUGGGAGCCAGUCUGGCAAGUCCACCUGACCCUUAUCAGACCCCUAUGUGUUCGUUUGUGUGUGUGUGUGUGUUAGCACGUGUAUGUGUCUGCUUAUGUAUAAUGUGUCCGCUUUUAGCUUGUGUGUGUGUUCGUCUGGUUGUGUGUGUGUGUUCGCCUCUGUGUGUAAUAUGUAUGUGUGGUGAGCCUGUAGUCAGCGGCAGUAACAGCAGUGUCUAGAGUGUUUCUCUGUGGCGCUGUCAGGAACACACGCGGUUCCUUUGACCAGAGAGUCGGUUGGUUUAACCCUGCGGUCGUUUGCUCCACGGGCACCCAGUGUGGUGUGAUAAAUGUUCCCUGAGCUUCCAGACAUAUGAGACACUUUCCUGUCCGAGAGGGAGAGAGAGAAAGUCUGAUUACCUCAACCACAUCCACCUACCACCAUUAUCACCAGCAGCCAAUGGUCCAUGGCCAGAGCGGACACAGCCACAUCACAUACCGUAGCUAGACAAACAGCGCCUGGCUCGGCCCGGAUCGGCCUGGGGCUUCUGCACCCACAUGCAUGACAUCACUGUUAUUCAAGGAAAGUGCAGUAGUAGGGCUUUGUGAUUUCACUGCAGUCUGUGCAGUUGCCAGAUAGAUUAAUUUCUCACCAAGUAAUCCCCCCUAUACGUCCAAAGACAUCCAAUCCCCCCGGCAGCAACCACACGGGCCAUGACGGGUCCAUCUCAUGGGUGUUCCUCUGUGAUCUGGGCUGAAGUGCGUGCGGAGCGGCGCCUGCGUUCAGCCUGGGUUGGGAUAGCAGGCAGAAGCCUUUCAACACCUGGGGAGACAAAGAAUGUUCUGCUUCCACGGAGCAGUAAACGCUGGAGUCUGUUGUCCCUGGGUCCCUGUUCUGUCUACUCAGGAUGUGUUCAAUAUGUCAACGUGUCCGUCGUAAAACACAUUCAUUAUCCUGCGCAGCUUUCAUUAAUAGUGUGUGGCCGCAUUUAUACGUUUGUGUGUGUGUUUGUGUGUGUAUGUGUGUACAGUGCAUUUGGAAAGUAUUCAGACCCCUUUACUAUUUCCACAUUUUGUUACGUUAAAGCCUUUUUCUUAAAUUGAUAAAAAACAUUAAAAAAAUUAUCCCUCAUCAAUACCCCAUAAUGACAAAGCAAAAACAGGUUUUUAGAAAAUUCUGCAAAUGUAUAAUUUUUUAAAAACGGAAAUAUCACAUUUACAUAAGUAUACUUUCCGAAUGCACUGUAUAUCCAUCUGUAUUUUCUUUACACUUUAUCAUUUUUACACAUAAUUCCUAUUUUUAUUUAAAUAACUAAUUGUGAUAUUUGUUAUACAAAUAAAUAAAACAUAAUUAGCAUAGGCUGCUGGAAUUUAUACUAUUUAAGACUAUACCUGAAAUCACGGUACUACUGAACAAAAAUAUAAACGCAACAUGCAACAAUUUCAACGAUUUGACUGAGUUACAGUUCAUAUCAGGAAAUUAGUCAAUUCAAAUAAAUUCAUUAGGCCCUAAUCUAUGGUUGUCAAAUGACUGGGCAGGGGCACAGCCAAUCAGAAUGAGUUUUUCCCCACAAAAGGGCUUUAUUACAGCCAGAAAUACUCCUCAGUUUCAUCAGCAGUCUGGGUGGCUGGUCUCAGACGAUCCCGCAGGUGAAGAAGCCGGACUGGCGUGGUUAUAUGUGGUCUGCGGUUGUGCGCCAGUUGGACGUACUGCCAAAUUCUCUAAAACAACGUUGGAGGCGGCUUAUGGUAGAGAAAUUAACAUUCAAUUCUCUGGCAACAGCUCUGGUGGACAUUCCUGCAGGCAGCAGGCCAAUUGCACGCUCCCUCAAAACUUGAAACAUCUGUGGCGUUGUGUGACAAAACUGCACAUUUUAGAGUGGCCUUUUAUUGUCCCCAGCACAAGGUGCACCUGUGUAAUGAUCAUGCUGUUUAAUCAGCUUCUUGAUAUGCCACACCGGUCAGGUGGAUGGAUUAUCUUGGCAAAUGAGAAAUGCUCACUAACAGAGAUGUAAACAAUAAGCUUUUUGUGCAUAUGGAACAUUUCUGGGAUCUUUCAUUUCAGCUCAUGAAACAUGGGACCAACAUUUCACAUGUUGUGUUUAUAUUUUUGUUCAGUAUAUAUCUUUGAGAGGGCCAAGGGAGACAUAUCUGGAGUGUGCGCGUGUGUAUUUCAUAUACAUAGACACACUGGGGUGGCCUCCCUCACACAGACCCCGCCAAAAAAGCAUCCCCAGUGGAAAUUCUCCAUUGAGGUUGCCUCCCGUAUGUACACUACCGGUUAAAAGUUUUAAAACACCUACUCAUUCAAGGGUUUUUCUUUAUUUUUACUAUUUUCUACAUUGUAGAAUAAUAGUGAAGACAUCAGAACUAUGAAAUAACACAUAUGGAAUCAUGUAGUAACCAAAAAAGUGUUAAACAAAUCAAAAUAUAUUUGAUAUUUGAGAUUCUUCAAAUAGCCACCCUUUGCCUUGAUGGCAGCUUUGCACACUCUUGGCAUGCUCCUGUGUGUACUGUGUGUGUGUGUGUGUGUGAGGAUAGGACUGAGGAGCCUGGCAUGAGCUGACGUAUCAGCAUUCCUCCAGAUAGAAGCCAUGAGCAGGGCAGAAGGGCCCUGCUGAUAAACAGAGGAGCCAAACCCAGACCAGGGCAUCCUGCUCCUCUAAAACUAGGUUGUUCUGUUUCCCACUGGAUGUGUAUUAUCGACAUUGACUCUUUAAUCACUCUGUUAUUGCAAAACUCCUAAAACAAGGCAAGAUAAGAGGAGACAGUUAGGAUGCUGCUAUAAAAGGCACUCAGAUUUCCCACUGCACAGUAUGUUCAUAUUGAAUGCCACUUCCACUCCUAUCAAAGAUGGCUGGUCAUUAUAUGGCGCUAAUUAGCGUUAGCAUUUACCUCACGGGAACAGGUCAGAGAGGGUGUCAUCACAUCAACGCAGUGAGAUACACACAUCAAACCCUGUUGCACAGAGGGAGACACACCACGAGAGACACCAGGAAACUGUUUCAGCCACUCAGAUAAGAAAAUGGAGCCUAUCUCUCGCUUCCGCCUCAUGGGCCCGAGCUGUCAUUACCAUCCUUCUUCCAUCUAAUUUACAGUGUAUCUGCUCCAGGACAGAACAUUUAUGUUAGAGAUAAUGGCUGCUGUCUCCCCUCUCCCAGCAUCAUUACUGUAAUGAAUGCUUUCAUGUCUGUAUUAAUUGAAUACUGCAAUUAGAGUACGGCUCCAUUUGUUGCACGGUAAUGUACCCCUCCAUUUAGAGUUCCGGUUAUAGCGGCCAUAUUAAAAGUAGUCUAUGCAAUACGCUGGGUUCGGCUACACAUUUGUUUGGGUAAAGGCGUUGUGGGGUGAGGUGAGACACCCUUGGCUGUGAUGUCGCUAGUAGCUAGCAACACUAGCUACAUGAUUCACUCCCCCACUGGUUUGUGGGCUCCCGAGUGGCGCAGCGGUCUAAGAAUUUGUUCUUAACUGACUUGCCUAGUUAAAUAAAGGUUAAAUAUUUUUUUUUUAAAUGUGUGAAGCAGAGGAGGCUGGUGGGAGGAGCUAUAGGAGGAUGGGCUCAUUAUAAUGGCUGGAAUUGAAUAAAUGGAACGGUAUUGAACACAUCAAACAUAUAGAAACCACAUGUUUGACUCCAUUCCAUUUAUUCCAUUCCAGCCAUUACAAUGAGCCUGUCCUCCUAUAGCUCCUCCCACCAGCCUCCACUGGUGUGAGGAGGAAGAUUAGACAACUUAAGUCAACACGAAAGUGGCGGAGACCUGCUGCCUCAUUUAAGGACGUGUGAGGGGAUUUACUGGGGUAUGUGCUGUGCCCUUGUAAAACAGAGAGGUGGAGAUGCCAGUGGCCUAGUGGGGAAACUCAUGGCUCAGUAGUGUGUUAUUUAAAGGGAGAAUCCUGUGGCGUCCGGCUCUUGUAUUGUUUCCAUUCCUGUCAGGGUUAUUUUAAUGAGUUUGGGGCUUUUUGUCUUUAAAAAAAGACCUGGGUGCCAUUUCCCCUGGCCAUAGCAUGGCCUCCCUGGCACGCGAAGGAGAGAGUCUGACAGUGAUGGAGGGUCAGCCUCGCGGAUAGAAUGACCUGUACCCUGGACAAUGAGUCUGCUAGGCUAACUGGUGAUGUCUCUGUCUCACUCUCUGCCUCCCUCCCUCCAUCCCUCACUCACUCACUCACACUCACGUCCCUCCAGGCCUUUCCUCUGACCUCCCUGGCUAAGAAGCAGCCGACAGUGUUGGUGGUCUGUGGUCCUGACCAGAAUGGCUCCAUCGGCCUGGUGUGUGCCCGCCACCUGCGCAUAUUUGUAAGUAUACCACAGUAGACUGCACCCGCCAUGCACCCGCCAGCCAUCACACAUACAUGGCCAUGUGGACAGAAUCAGACAAUGGUUAGAAAUUAAGAAAUGGUUCACUGGGUUUAAUUGCAGUCUAGAGUAGAUGGGGCCCCCUCUGUGUUUAGGAGAUUUUCAUUUAAACUCCUGUAAAUCAUGAUUAAUUGAUCCAUUACGGGAUUGAAAAUGUCGAUGACAUCACUUCAUUGUUACCCUCAUUAAAUACCAUUACCCUCGUUAAAUACUGUCUGGUUACUGUUGGCAGUGGUAAUGUAACAUGAUGUCAUGCUGGUGAUGUCAUGACUUUGGUCACAUUAGUUUGCAUGAUGGUGGAUAAUGCUGUUCUGUGGUGUAAAUGCAUUAAUUGCAAUAUUACAGACAAUUACACUCACUAAAAACAAUCAGAAUAAGGAUUUACAAGUGAUAUAGUGAGGCAAGUCUACUAUCUUUAUUCUAUGUGGUGGAAACCAUAGAUGUGGUUUGGUUUCCCUGCCUUGGAAAGGAAUGUAUAUAUAUAACUUCACCAUAUGUGUCUGAGAUGCCAGAUUUAUGGAGCAUCGAUAUCUCUGAUUAAAACCAUGUUGACAGAAUCUGUUAAAGUUGUAAGAUGACUGUCUGUGAAGCUUUCGGGGCAGCGACUGGGCCUGGGGUCAACACACAGAUAUAUUUUACAGCAGGAUUCCAGGAAUGCAUAAAGCACUUCCACAUAACUUUGAUCCAAAGAAAACUAAUCAUCAGUCGAUGAAUUCCUGACUGUGGCAUUACUCUUAUUCCUUGCAGGAGUUGCUAGUUCAGGUCUUAAAGAGGCAGUGCACCGCAGCAGAUGAGACCACAGUCUUUAGCUCUGAUCUGGGAACUGUAGAUUAGAUUAAACAGAGAGUAGCUGACUAUUUAGCCCCAAAGCAAAUUAGCUAAGCCAGACUGAUUUGCACUGCGGUCCUAGGCUGGCCAUCCGUGUUCACCAAGCUAGCAUGUGUCUCAGUGUGUUUGGCAUGCAUUCUUGGUUCUUUCCACUGUUAAAUGCCAAACCAAAAUAUUGCAUAUGGAAAAGACAAAUAGUCCAAGAGUCAAAGUUAAUCUUUGUCAGAUUCUGUCUGAAUAUGAUUCAUUAUGACUGUGAACGUUAGUCCAGCUUGUUGUUCACGCAAGGGAGGAUGCACAUGAUGUUCCACAGUUCUUUCAGAAUAUUAUGUGGUUAUUUUAUGUUUCUAGUGAAGAAAAAACACCUUGGCCUCAACGUCUGAAAGAAUGAAGUUGUUUAUCACAUGACACAUGAUUCCCCGAGAUUCGACAAUGUGGCCUUUGUUUUCCAUUUGACAAAACCACGUGAAUCUCAAUGGACUGUGACUAAAGGGAAGACGCUCCUUUAUGGCCAACCCAGAAUGCUAGCCUUCAGGGAGAGGAAGUUCAAUACCGGGAAUGCUUAACAUCAACAGGAAAAGGCUUGUGGCCUUUCUGUAACCUGUAGUCAUAGUCCUCAUGCCUAAUUUCUCCUGUAUUCCUGCUCCAUGACGCUUAUUGACGCUAGAGAGCAUCCUGAUGGUGCCUCCGUCCCUGAGGUUCGUCUGUCUGACGUGAUGAUGUAACCUCUUCUAGGUCGGGGCACUAGGGGUCACAGAGGAGUCGCUGCCACCCCAGAGGGACAUCUCUCUCUGGGUACUUUAGCUGCGGCUAUGAAAGAUGACGUCAGUCGCCCGUUCCCCGCCCCGUUCUGCCUGUCUGUCUAUGCAGCCCUGAUCUACUAUACACAGACAGACCAGAGGGAGGGCAGGAAAACAGCAAUGUACAUCCUCUCAUAAAUGUUCUCCUUGUUAGAGGGCAUGUAUUAAUUGCUAUACUUCCUUUUGAUAUGCUUACAGUAACUUUCCUCUGACUCUCUGUUAUUCUCUCUCUCUCCUCUCUCGCUCUUCCUCCCCCUAUUUCUCCCCUCUCGCUCUCGCCUCUCUCCUUCCUUCCAAAAGGAGUACGAGCCCACCAUCUACUAUCCCAAACGCACUCCUAACACCAUUCAUCAGGACUUCACAGUUCAGUGUGAGAAGAUGGACAUCCCAUUCCUCUCCUAUCUCCCAACAGAGGUGAGCAACAUCAAAAAGGACUAUAAGACAUUUAUAGACACAUUCAUCCUUGAAUUAAGCUUGACAUUUGCAAGCGGAACUGAUUUAUGCAAGUGCACCAUGAGUUGAGCACCUGCAUCUCACUGUAGGAUUUGGCCCCAGCUGAGCUUGCUGGAGCUGUGAACACAAUGUAGAGCUCUUUUCUAGAGAUUGAUCAGAGUUUGGGUUGUGGUUGUGUGUUCAGGUGCAGCUGAUCAACGAUGCCUAUAACCUGGUGAUCGAUGCCAUCCUCGGGCCAGAGACUGACCACACAGACGUGAAGGAGCCCUAUGCUGGCAUCCUAGUCACCCUCAAGCAGGUCAAGAUCCCCAUCGCCAGUGUGGACAUGCCCUCAGGUAAGGCUGAGAGCUACAGUGCCUUGUAAAAGUAUUCAGAUCCCUUGGAUUUUAUCACAUUUUAUUGUGUUACAAAGUGGGAUUGAAAUAGAUUUAAUUUUCUUUUUUGUUAAAGAAAAAUACACAAAACACUCUGUAAUAUCAAAGUGGAAGAACAUUUUAAUUUGAUUUUUGAUAGGAAAAAAAUCACAACUAAAAUAUAGUCAUUGCAUAAGUAUUCAGCCCCUUAGUGUAGGCAAGCCUAAAUUAGUUAAUGAGUAAAAUUUGACUUAACAAAUCACAUAAUAAGUUACUGUGAGAAAUAAUAGGGGAUGACACGAUUUUUGAAUGACUAACCCUUCCUCUGUCCCCCAUACAUACAUCUGUAAGGUCCCUCAGUCGAGUAUUGAAUUUCAAGCACAGAUUCAACUAUAAAGACCAGGGAACUUUUCAAAAUCCUCAUGAAGAAGGGGAGUGAUUGGUAGAUGGGUAACAAUAACAAAUAAGACAUUGAAUAUCUCUUUAAGCAUGGUCAAGUUAAUUAUUAUGCUGUGGAUUAUAUAUUAAACCACCCAGACACAUCAAAGAUAGUCAUCCUUUUGAAACGAGCUGCAGGACAGGAAUGAAACUGCUAAGGGAUGUUACCAUGAGGCCAUUGAUGAUUUUAAAACAACUGCAGAGUUCAAUGGCUGUGAUGGGAGAAAACUGAGGAUGGAUCAACAACAUUGUAGACACUCCACAAUAAUGACCUAAAUGACAGAGUGAAAAGAAGAAUACAAAUAUACAGGAAAAUAAUAUUUCAAAACAUGCAUCCUGUAUGCAACAAGGCACUAAAGUAAUACUGAAGAAAAAAAACUCAGCAAAGGAAUACACUUUUUGGUCUAAAUGCAAAGCCUUAUGUUUGGGCCAAAUCCAACACAACAGAUCACUGAGUAACUGCCUCCUUAUUUUCAAGCAUGGUGGUGGCUGCAUCAUGGUAUGGGUAUGCUUGACAUUGGCAAAUACUGGGGAGUUUUUCAGGAUUAAAAGAAACAGUAAAUCACAGGCAAAAUCCUAGAGGGAAACCUGCUUCAGUCUGCUUUACACCAGAGACAAAAUCUACACUGGAGUUGCUUACCAAGAAGACAAUGAAUGUUUUUGAGUGGCCAAGUUACAGUUUUGACUGAAAUCUGCUUGAAAAUCUAUGGCAAGACUUGAAAAUUGCUGUCUAGCCAUGAUCCCCAACAUCUUGACAGAGCUUGAAGAAUUUUGAAAAUAAUAAUGGGUAAAUAUUGCACAAUCCAGAUGUGUGAAGCUCUUAUAGACUUACCCAAGAAGACACACGGCUGUAAUCGAUGUCAAAAGUGUUUCUAACAUGUAUUGACUCAGGGAGAUGAAUACUUAUGCAACAACUAUAUUUUAGGUAUUUAAUUUGUAUUAACCUAAAAAAAUAUAGAGUACCAGUCAAAAGUUUGGACACACCUACUCAUUCAAGGGUUUUUCUUUAUUUUUACUAUUUUUUACAUUGUAGAAUAAAAGUGAAGACAUCAAAACUAUGAAAUAACACAUAUGGAAUCAUGUAGUAACCAAAAAAGUGUUUUAUAUUUUAUAUUUGAGAUUCUUCAAAUAGCCACCCUUUGCCUUGAUGACAGCUUUGCACACUCUUGGCAUUCUCUCAACCAGCUUCACCUGGAAUGCUUUUCCAACAGUCUUGAAGGAGUUCCCACAUAUGCUGAGCACUUGUUGGCUGCUUUUCCUUCACUCUGUGGUCCGACUCAUCCCAAACCAUCUCAAUUGGGUUGAGGUCGGGGGAUUAUGGAGGCUAGUUCAUCUGAUGCAGCACUCCAUCACUCUCCUUCUUGGUAAAAUAGCCCUUACACAGCCCGGAGGUGUGUUGGGUCAUUGUCCUGUUGAAAAACAAAUGAUAGUCCCACUAAGCCCAAACCAGAUGGGAUGGCGUAUCGCUGCAGAAUGCUGUGGUAGCCAUGCUGGUUAAGUGUGCCUUGAAUUCUAAAUAAAUCACAGACAGUGUCACCAGCAAAGCACCCCCACACCAUAACGCCUCCUCCUCCAUGCUUUACGGUGGGCAAUACACAUGCAGAGAUCAUCCGUACACCCACACAGCGUCUCACAAAGACACGGCGGUUGGAGCUAAAAAUCUCCAAUUUGGACUCCAGACCAAAGGACACAUUUCCACGGGUCUAAUGUCCAUUGCUCGUGUUUCUUGGCCCAAGCAAGUCUCUUCUUAUUAUUGGUGUCCUUUAGUAGUGGUUUCUUUGCAGCAAUUCGACCAUGAAGGCCUGAUUCACACAGUCUUCUCUGAACAGUUGAUGUUGAGAUGUGUCUGUUACUCUGUGAAGCAUUUAUUUGGGCUGCAAUUUCUGACGCUGGUAACUAAUGAACUUAUCCUCUGCAGCAGAGGUAACUCUGGGUCUUCCAUUCCUGUGUUGGUCCUCAUGAGAGCCAGUUUCAUCAUAGCACUUGAUGAUUUUUGCGACUGCACUUGAAGAAACUUUCAAAGUUCUUGACAUUUUCCGUAUUGACUGACCUUCAUGUCUUAAAGUAAUGAUGGACUGAAGUUUCUCUUUGCUUAUUUGAGCUGUUCUUGCCAUAAUAUGGACUUGGUAUUUUACCAAAUAGGGCUAUCUUCUGUAUCUUGUCACAACACAACUGAUUGGCUCAAAUGCAUUAAGAAGGAAAGAAAUUCCACAAAUGAACUUUUAAGAAGGCACACCUGUUAAUUGAAAUGCAUUCCAGGUGACUACCUCAUGAAGCUGGUUGAGAGAAUGCCAAGAGUGUGCAAAGCUGUCAUCAAGGCAAAGGGUGGCUAUUUGAAGAAUCUCAAAUAUAAAAUAUAUUUAGAUUUGUUUAACACUUUUUUGGUUACCACAUGAUUCCAUAUGUGUUGUUUCAUAGUUUGGAUGUCUUCACUAUUAUUCUACAAUGUAAAAAAUAAAGAGAAACCCUUGAAUGAGUAGGUGUGUCCAAACUUUUGACUGGUACUGUGUAUAUAUUCUACUUUGAAAGAGUAUUUUGCGUAUAUUGUUGAUAAAAACAGACAAUUAAAUCCAUUUUAAUCCCUCUUUGUAACACAAUAAAAUGUGAAGAAAUCCAAGGGGUCUGAAUACUUUUGCAAGGCACUGUACAGUAUGCUGUACAUCCAACAUUUGCCAAUGGUGCACAGAUGUACAGAAAACUGCCCAAAACAGGGUUUACCUCUGAGCUAAACAUGAAAUAGUCAUAGAAAAGAAAAGCCUGUACAUGUACCACAAUACAUGACCACAUUUGCAACUACAAUAGGCUUCAUCAGAUCAACCUCAAGUCAACCUCAACACUGUCGAGGUAGGAGUGGUGAAGGCCAACCUGGAUGGACUGAGAUAAUAAAGCAUAUAGCUUAGUGUAGUACAUCCAUUUGGCUUCUGGCUCUGUCCAUUACAUCAUACCCUCUCCCCAUUUCUCUUGUUUUGGAACCCAGCAGCUUUCUCAUCUGUAAGAUAUAACAUGCCGGUUAAAGUUGAAAGGAGAAGAUCAAGUGAGAUACUCACUCUCUCCUUGCUUUUAUGUCACAUGACAUAUAGCCAGUAGAUGUCAACAGAUUUCUUGCUCAAUCUAUGGAGGUGGAAUUUAAAUGGUGAUCAUUGUUUGUCUGUUUGUCAAAGGUUGGGAUGUGGACCAGGUGACCUCAGAUGGGAUCAAUCCUGACGUCCUCAUCUCGCUCACGGCACCAAAGAAGUGCGCCACCAGUUUCUCGGGGAAGCACUUCUUAGCAGGACGCUUCCUGCCUUAUGACAUCCAGAAGAAAUACGAUCUGAACCUGCCAGAAUACCCAGGCACAGACUGUCUUAUAGAACUGUAACAUCUACAGUACACCCUCCUGUCCUAAUUUUGGAUAAAUAUGGAUAAUAUAUUUACAUGUUUUGUAUUUUAUAGAUUGUUACUGUGCUUUAUUGUUCAUGUGCCAUCUCUCCAAUUGGUGUAUACUAAAGGAGGUUGCGCCUUAGCCAGAAUCCACUCAAGUACAAUAGAAAGAUGAAUCUGUGGUUGGUCUGAGUUGUAUGUCUGUUUUGGAAAUGGUUUGAGGAGUUUCCAUGUGAGUUUCCAUGUGAGUUUCCAUGUGAGUUGUGACAUUCUCCUUUUUGUGAUUUCUUCUUAGCAAAGUUCCAAGAUGUUCUUUCUCCCUCAGUAAAAACUGAUGAAUGCAACAGGUAUUAUGUACCCUAGACUUAACUGCUAUUUUUGUUAUGUAUUGUUAUGUUUUGAGGGUUUUUUUCUUAUUGAAGAAUGCUUGGUUUUUUGGUUAUAGAACUGUACCUUCCAUCAGCUGUUGUUUUUAUUUUUUAUUUUAUUCAGUCUACACUACUGCAUUUCCUUAGUCCAAGUAACACCUGUUCAUUGAUUGGCAGUUGUAGAGUUAACUCUUUGUCCAAUAAAAUAUAUAAUUUAGUCGUUAGUUGUUUUGAUUCCUAUGUAAUUCGAUGUAAGAAAAGUAGGAAAG